Messenger RNA from Drosophila simulans, 908 nucleotides. RefSeq lists its product as uncharacterized. The record is from RefSeq and is a predicted model, not a curated record. The coding region runs from base 131 to 736 and encodes 201 amino acids. NCBI's taxonomy places the organism in Eukaryota, Metazoa, Arthropoda, Insecta, Diptera, Drosophilidae. The transcript has 2 exons.
UUCAGUUCGUUACACGCCGCCUCUUUGGAAGCAGGCUACAUUUUGGCAUUCCAAUACUAAAACUUACACAAUUCCCUAAUUCUUUUUAAUAAAAUUUCUAAAAGCGUAAAAAAAAGUAUAUCUACCGAGAAUGGUUAACAUCCACGGUGGCACUCGGAUGAUGGUGAACCGCUGCAUCGAGCUCCUCCGUGCUCGGAUCGAAUGCGCCUCCACGCGUCACAUCGCCAGGCGGUACCAGCGCCCCAGGGUGGGCAGCCCAUACCUGCCCGACGAUCAGAUACUCAGGGAGCGGGAAAAGGCGGAUGUGUACAAGAAGAACAAGCGACGCUCCAUGUGGGAGCAGGACGAUGGCCACGGCGGACGCAUCUCCGUCGGGGACGAUCAGGAACGCUUCGAUAACGAGCAGUACCAUCCGCGCGAACUGGAGAAGCGAAACUACGAGUGCACCUGGGUCAAUUUCCCGGACAGCGUGGCGACCAAGCAAAACCGCAGACGGGACUUCCUGGAAACGAUGGAUACUGACGCUCCUCGACGUCGUCGAACCCAGGGAGACAGACCGAGUACGGCAAAACCAUGUGACGACGAGGCCCGUGCCUUUAUCAACCAAUGGGACACCAAUGCGGCGAUGAUCCAGCGCAACAAAUUUGCUCGUGCCACUGAUUGCUGUCCACCACCCAUAGUAUCUCUCCGGUUGUCAAACGCCUACAACACCCGAAAACGUCAGUUCUUAUUCUAAUCCGGUUAUUUUUGACAGUUGUAUUCGAAUCAGAAAUUCUAGCAAUUGCUCAUUCUUGUAGCCUGAUCAAAUUGAUAGUGUCGAAGGCAUCAGAUUUUAAAGCGUCCAAAUCCGAAAAUGUAACUGUAUAGUGCAGAUGUCAUAUUUGUUAAUAAUAAAAUAUUUAAAUGUA